CGGCCCCGCCCCUCUCAGCCCGGCCUUAGCGGCGGCGGCGCGGCCUCCGCUCACAGCGCGGCCCGGCGGGAUGGCGGCGGCGGCGGAGCGCGGCCGCGAUGGCAGCUGCCACUUCCAGCGCUCCCGGCUCAUCUGGAUGGUCGCCAUCAUCUGCGGCAUGAUCCUGCUCGGUUGGGUAACACUUUGGCCUUCAACUAUACCUUAUAGUUACUUGGGAUUAUUUGGUACCUUCCUUAAUUAUUUAGUGGAACACCACCACAAAUGGGUAUGCUACGGGUUCUGGAUAUCCUGGUUGAUUCACAUAGUGGAAGCUCUCUACGGUAUUAAGUUAUGCCAAGCUAAAGGAAUCACUGACCCGUCUGUUCAGUUCCAGUGGUUCGUUCAGACCCUUUUAUUUGGCUACGCUUCCUUUGGUCUCCUGGUGUCUUACAAGCCUGCAGACAAGAAGCAGUACUAGAAGACUAUGAAAGAGGUCACUUCUCACGUACUUAAUCUCGUUUUUCUAAAAAGACCCCCACAUACAUGUCUAGGUGCUGUAAUUGUCUAAAUUACAUUCCUUCUGCAUGAUGCAGUGCCCUUCUACCCAAGCAGCUCUCCUCUUACUAAGCAACACAAUUAAAAUUCACAGGGCCCUGUGGAUACUUCAGUAGAAAAUCAGAUCUUCAAUCUUGGCACUACCAAAUUUUAAUCCUAUUUGUUAUGCAAGAAGCCAAAAGUUGCUCCUUUGCAGAUUUUGACAUGUAUACUCUGUCACUGACAGCUGGUAGCAGUGGUUGAUAAAUUACCUUUUCAUGAGGAGAAUUGUUCUUCAACAGGGAGGGUUAUUGACAGCCACAAGGCAGCUUGCGCCCAUUUUGUAAUAGGAUUUAAAUUUACCUAUAUUUUCUCUGUGGGACUGACAUUGUUGUUAAAGCCUGCUCUUUGCACUUUGUUUUGUCUGCUUAUUUUGUUCCACAAAGGACAGACCACUGUACUGCUGCAGGCACAUUGAAAAGACCAGGUCUCAGCUCAGGCUGAGGUACAGUGAGCUUGGAUACAUAAAGCACUUUAACUUGGUUUAAUACAAGUGCCUUAAAAUUCAUGCAGCAUGACCUCAUCUUUUUAAUGAAGAUUUUAAGUUAUCAGUUAUUAUAGUAUAAAGUAGCUUUGAGGGUAGCUUUUUUGUGGAGUGAUUUAUUAUCCAAAGGGAAAAAAAUUAUCAUUCAAAAAUCUAGCUGAAAAAUUGCUAUUUGGGAAUGAAAUUAGAUGUAGUGAAUAAACAUAUACCAUUAGUUCCCAGAUGCUGAUCUUCUGAAACCUAAGGUUGAGAGACCAUCAUAAGCACACCCCAAGAGUAUUUCCUGUAUGUGUAGUGAGUCUUCCAUCAGAUUGUCUUUUACUUUUGAAUAUUUGAACAAGAAUUUAGCCUGUGUAGUUUUAGCACUUUUAAAACAAAUAACUAUUUAAAGUACUAACUCUGGUGUGGGGAGAAAUUUUACCAUGCCACUUGCCAUGCUACUGUUCUGGAAGAAAGGGUAAGAAAAGGUUGUUCUUUCUCUAACCUCUAAGAGCUCCACAAGGUAACUUUGUGCCUCGUGCAGUACCUACAGGCUGUAACACUUCGAUGUGGGAAGGCCUAUUCAAGCACAGAUACAUAAAGAUUUUGCUUUCAGUGGGUACUAAAAGCAUAGAGAACUGAAGGGUUUGAAAUGGUGGUUUGUUUAUCAUUUGGGUGUUUUUGUUGUUUAAUGGCAAACUGUUUAACUUAAACAUUUUAUAGAGAAGUAGAAACUCAUUUAGUGGCUAGAAAUCCAACAGGAAUGUUAAGAGCCUGAGCUAUGUUUUACUGUGUAACCUUUUGUCUUAGUCUGUGACCCUGAAAUAAAGAUUUUUAAAAAGUGAAGAA
Messenger RNA from Vidua macroura (Pin-tailed whydah), 1885 nucleotides. It is a transcript of the gene TMEM254, whose product is annotated as transmembrane protein 254. The coding region runs from base 71 to 457 and encodes 128 amino acids. The record is from RefSeq and is a predicted model, not a curated record. Lineage: Eukaryota; Metazoa; Chordata; Aves; Passeriformes; Viduidae. The transcript is spliced from 4 exons.